AUUGACCAUCCUCUUCCUUCAAAGAUGGGGUUCGCGUGUCCCGGGAAAUAUGGUGACGCGGUAAUAGUGCCCCGCGAUUCUGUGGAUUUGGUCGCUGCUCUUUGGGAGAUUUUGUAAACGGGAAAUCGGGCCAGCUUAUGGAAACUGUCCAUCAAUCAGGAGAUAGUGAGGGUUCUGGGUCGGGCAUAAAUAAACGGCAAUCUUCUCUUAAUAAUUGGAGGGCCAAAAAACAGCGGUUAGCUCAGUCUGCUUCGUCAAUUUCCAGUACGGAUGCAGCAGUUCGACGGAACUUGAGCUCUGACGCUCAGUCAAGUAUCGUUCAGCCAGGAUUGGUGACUACCAGUACUGCCCUUGAAGGCCAACAACAGUCAGAUUGUACUUUUUUGAGUGUGUGUUACUGUGGUUGUCUGCAGGUCCGUCUACAAGUCGGGCACUUUCUACAAGGGCUACCUCUUCCCCCUCCACCCGUCUCUCCAUGGUCCUCAGGCUCCAACUGUGACUUCACCUCCGGACACCCGAGCUCCGCCGACGACUGUCUCGACCUCAAGCUCCUCACUGGCUACCCCACAUCCAAGCCACUGUCGACGUUUCAAGUACUUCUAUGUCUCCAACCUCUUACACAAAGAGAAGAUUUGCCAAGGUAUGGCGCGAGGGAAGUGAUCCGC
Messenger RNA from Striga asiatica, 665 nucleotides. Lineage: Eukaryota; Viridiplantae; Streptophyta; Magnoliopsida; Lamiales; Orobanchaceae. The record is from the annotation of a GenBank genome assembly.